Myzus persicae (green peach aphid) is the source of this 888-nucleotide messenger RNA. Its product is annotated as putative nuclease HARBI1. The transcript has a single exon. The record is from RefSeq and is a predicted model, not a curated record. The coding region runs from base 49 to 888 and encodes 279 amino acids. Lineage: Eukaryota; Metazoa; Arthropoda; Insecta; Hemiptera; Aphididae.
UAUUUGUCGACUGGGACCAGUUUCUCUGCGCUUCAUUUUGAUUUUCUGAUGGGCGUGUCAACAAUAGCGAAAAUCAUACAAGAAACAUGCGAAGCGAUAUGGACACAUUUACAACCCAUAGAAAUGGCUGCUCCAACAGAAGAAGAUUGGCUAGGAAUAUCAGAAGGAUUUUACACUAAUUCUCAAUUCCCGAACUGUGUUGGUGCCGUAGACGGGAAACAUAUUAGAUUACAAUGUCCCCCGAAUAGCGGUACUUUAUAUCAUAAUUACAAACAUUUUUUUUCUUUAAUACUCAUGGCUAUUUGUGAUGCGAAUUACUGCUUCAGAGUUAUAGAUGUUGGGUCAUAUGGAAAAGAAAGCGAUUGCAACAUUUUCAAAAAAUCCAUAUUCGGUAAAAAAUUAUAUAAUAAUAAAGUUAACUUUCCACAACCUCGUUGUUUGCCAGGAGAUGAACAAGGCAUACCUCAACCGUUUAUUGUGGUUGGAGAUGAAGCAUUCGCUUUACAUACUAAUCUUUUACGGCCUUUCCCCGGAAAAAGUCUGAACGAUAAAAGGCGUAUAUUCAAUUACCGCCUAUCGAGAGCAAGACAAAAUAUCGAAUGUUCAUUCGGUAUACUUUCUAAUAAAUGGAGAGUAUUUCAUACCACUUUAUUAGUUGAACCGAAUUUCGCGUUUGCAAUCACAAAAGCGGCUUGUGUUUUGCACAAUUUUGUCAGACGAAGAGAUGGGUACAACUCUGAGGAUGCUCAGAUUUGUAACAUGGAAAAUAUAACACGAAGAAAUGGAGUAGGCAAUUCCACAUCGAAUGCAAAAGACGUGAGAGAAUAUUUUGUUAAUUAUUUCAACAACCCGGCUCAUGAACUAAGUUGGCAAAAAAGAGUGAUAUGA